CCCGCCAAAACAUAGCCAGGACACGAACCGCCGCAUCACUAACAAAAAUAUUUACAAAUUUUCAUCUCGCAUAGUUUUACACAAUAGAUUUUAGAACCUUUAGCUAUUAAUCCAGCGCCACCAUGACGAUGCGACCUGAUGACCACCGAAGGAAAUGGGACAAGAACGAGUACGAGAAGCUGGCGGCGGAGCGGCUGCUCAACCAGGUGGCGCCCAAGGAAGAAGAGCCUGUGCAGCGGGAGAACCUCAAGCGACGCGACUACAAGGUGGACCUGGACAGCAAGCUGGGCAAGAGCGUGGUCAUCAACAAGAACACACCCACCUCGCAAUCGGGGGGCUACUACUGCAACGUUUGCGACUGCGUGGUCAAGGACUCCAUCAACUUCCUGGACCACAUCAAUGGCAAGAAGCACCAGCGCAAUCUGGGCAUGUCAAUGAAGGUGGAGCGCAGCACCGUCGACCAGGUGAAGGAGCGCUUCCAGCAGAACAAGAAGAAGAUGGAGGAGAAGCAGAAGGACUACGAGCUGGAGCGGCGCCUGCGGGAGGCCAAGGAGGAGGAGGAUCGCUACAAGGAGCACCGCAAGGAGAAGCGGAAAGAGCGCAAGCGCAAGGCCGAGGACACGGACUUCGAGGCCGGCGGCAUGCCCGACGACAUGGCCGCCAUCAUGGGCUUCUCCGGCUUCGGUGGCUCCAAGAAGAACUCGUAGGAACUAAGUGUUGAACUGCCCCCCAAAACCCCCUCCAAUUUUAGUCGUACAUUGAAAUAGAAACUUACCACCAAAACGUUCAGUUAUGAUA
This is a messenger RNA of Drosophila biarmipes, 798 nucleotides long. RefSeq names its product zinc finger matrin-type protein 2. The coding region runs from base 123 to 707 and encodes 194 amino acids. Gene Ontology annotation, biological process: mRNA splicing, via spliceosome. Gene Ontology annotation, molecular function: nucleic acid binding; zinc ion binding. Gene Ontology annotation, cellular component: spliceosomal complex; U4/U6 x U5 tri-snRNP complex. The record is from RefSeq and is a predicted model, not a curated record. Lineage: Eukaryota; Metazoa; Arthropoda; Insecta; Diptera; Drosophilidae. The transcript has 2 exons.